Messenger RNA from Neurospora tetrasperma FGSC 2508, 1269 nucleotides. RefSeq names its product amino acid transporter. The record is from RefSeq and is a predicted model, not a curated record. Gene Ontology annotation, biological process: mitochondrial L-ornithine transmembrane transport. Bases 157 to 1248 code for a protein of 363 amino acids. Lineage: Eukaryota; Fungi; Ascomycota; Sordariomycetes; Sordariales; Sordariaceae. The transcript is spliced from 2 exons. Gene Ontology annotation, molecular function: L-ornithine transmembrane transporter activity.
GGGCGCAAACUGCAUAGCAUCUUGAUAACCGGCUAGCUUCCCACGUCGUUUGCAACGAGGGGAUUGGUCAGGUUUCAUCACACCUCUCUCUCUUCAACCUCAACCUUUUUUCUUUCUCUCUCCCUAAUCACAGGCUUCUCAGCCCACAUCAUCAAAAUGGACUCCGUACCAGCCCAGACGCACCAGGGCUUCAAGGAAGCGGGUGCUGCUUCUGCCUCUCACCUCACAACAACCACAUCUCUACCGACCAAGGUUGAGUCACGGACAGCAGUGAUGGAGGCUCUGGAGGAUAUCGUCUACGGAUCUGCCGCCGGUAUCGUAGGCAAAUACAUCGAAUACCCCUUCGACACAGUCAAAGUCCGCUUGCAAUCCCAACCCGACCACCUUCCCCUGCGGUACACGGGUCCCCUCGACUGCUUCCGCCAAUCCAUCCGCGCCGACGGCUUCCUCGGUCUGUACCGGGGCAUCUCGGCCCCGCUCGUCGGCGCCGCCCUCGAGAACUCGUCCCUCUUCUUCUUUGAGCGCAUCGGCCGCAGUCUUUUGUACUCAUCCGGCUUCGCCCCGCGCGACUCGGAGCUCUCGCUGUCCGCCCUCUGGUUCACCGGCGGCUUUUCCGGCGCCUUCACCAGCCUCAUCCUGACGCCCGUGGAGCUAGUCAAAUGCAAGAUCCAAGUCCCUGACGAACCUGGUGGUGGCGGAGCAGGAGCACGACAGCGGCAGUUGAAGCCGAUCCCCGUGAUCAAGGAGAUCUUUCGGCAUGAAGGACUACGUGGGUUCUGGCAUGGGCAGCUGGGCACGCUGAUUCGCGAAGCGGGCGGUUGCGCGGCCUGGUUUGGGUCCAAGGAGACUACGUCCAAGUGGUUCCGGGGAAGGAACGAGCGAGCCCUGCUGAAGCGCGGCGCAAGCCAGGAGGAGGUGUUGGCGAGUAGGGAGAGGCCUCUGCCGCUGUGGCAGCAGGCGAUUGCGGGGGCGUCGGCGGGCAUGAGCUAUAAUUUUCUGUUUUUCCCGGCUGAUACGGUCAAGAGCAGGAUGCAGACGAGCCCGAUUGGUGGUGGAGGGGAUAAUGGAGGAAAAGCGGCGACGAUGCCCAAGAAGAGUUUUGGCGAGGAGGCGAGGGCGUUGUGGAAGCAGGCGGGCAUCAAGGGGUUUUAUAGGGGGUGCGGGAUCACGGUGUUGAGGAGCGCGCCGAGCUCGGCCUUCAUCUUUAUGGUGUAUGAUGGGUUGAAGAAGUAUUUUCCUAUGGCUUGAGGAGGGGGUUCGUACAUUUUC